AGUGCAGCAACAUAACACAUCCAGCAGUCAUGUCAUCAAAGUGGCUCAUGUUUGUUGCCCUGGUGGCAUUGCUCAGCAUUGGCACUGGCACCUCUGCCAAGCCAAGGAGGUCUACAAUCCAAGCCAGACCCGCCUUAGAGCAGAUAAGUCGCCUUCAGCGUCUGAAUGCCAGGUAUUAUGCCGUUCAGCAGGAUGAAGAGGAUGGCGAUGAUAUCCUGGAGCACGAAGAGGAUCUAGCCAACGAUGGUGAGGAUGGUGAUGAGGAUGGGGAGGAAGACGACGAAACCAAGGCUGAGGAGCAGGAGGAGAUGGAUGGCCAAGUGGAUGCAAAAAAGUUGACCUCAAACACCAAUACCUCACCCGUAAAGGCACAGACUGGAGUGAAGCAGCAGCAGGUAGAGGAGGAAGAGGAGCUGUCCCCCCAGGAUCUCGAGGCGCUCAAGGAGCUCGAGAACGAGGCCGAGGACGAGGACGAGGAGGAACCGCAGGCGGAAAUCGAUCUGGCCCGCGCCGAGCCACGUAAUCGCCGGCGAGGUGGCAGGCGCAACGGCGGGGGCGGACGCAGGGGGCGUGGCAAGAAGAACAACCGCCGAAGGGGCAACCGCAGGUGCGGGGGCAAGGGAAGGCGCGGUCGCCGUGGCCAACGCAGACGCUCUCCAUCAAAGCGCAGUGGCAACAAACGACGAACGGGCCAGAAAACAAACAGCAACCGACAGGGCCAGAAAAACAAAACAGCCAAGAAGCCAGAUGCAGCGCCAUCCACAAAAGUGGCCUAAACCUGAGUGGCCUGCCAACUCCCACCCUUAAAUGCAGCUUUAAAAUUCAUUUAAACGGCAGCAAAACCCCAAAUAAAUAACAACAACUA
Drosophila gunungcola (fruit fly) is the source of this 865-nucleotide messenger RNA. Its product is annotated as zinc finger and BTB domain-containing protein 47. The transcript has a single exon. NCBI's taxonomy places the organism in Eukaryota, Metazoa, Arthropoda, Insecta, Diptera, Drosophilidae. Bases 30 to 776 code for a protein of 248 amino acids. The record is from RefSeq and is a predicted model, not a curated record.